This is a messenger RNA of Rhodotorula toruloides NP11, 1038 nucleotides long. Its product is annotated as glyceraldehyde 3-phosphate dehydrogenase. The record is from RefSeq and is a predicted model, not a curated record. The transcript is spliced from 7 exons. Gene Ontology annotation, molecular function: oxidoreductase activity, acting on the aldehyde or oxo group of donors, NAD or NADP as acceptor; NAD binding; NADP binding. NCBI's taxonomy places the organism in Eukaryota, Fungi, Basidiomycota, Microbotryomycetes, Sporidiobolales, Sporidiobolaceae. Gene Ontology annotation, biological process: glucose metabolic process. The coding region runs from base 1 to 1038 and encodes 345 amino acids.
AUGUCUGCCGGAAAGGGAUCUGUCAACGUCGGAAUCAACGGAUUCGGUCGUAUCGGCCGCAUCGUCCUCCGCAACGCCAUUGAGCACGGCGAUGCUCGCGUCGUUGCCAUCAACGACCCCUUCAUCGACCUUGAGUACAUGGUCUACAUGUUCAAGUACGACUCGACCCACGGCCGCUUCAAGGGCACCAUCGAGGCCAAGGACGGCAAGCUCGUCGUUGACGGCCACGCCAUCGACGUCUACAACGAGAAGGACCCCGCCUCGAUCCCCUGGUCCAAGUCGGGCGCCGACUACGUCGUCGAGUCGACCGGUGUCUUCACCACCAAGGAGAAGGCCGGCCUUCACUUGAAGGGCGGUGCCAAGAAGGUCGUCAUCUCGGCGCCUUCCGCUGACGCCCCCAUGUACGUCUGCGGUGUUAACCUCGACAAGUACAACCCCGCCGACUCGGUCAUCUCGAACGCCUCGUGCACCACCAACUGCCUUGCGCCCCUCGCCAAGGUCAUCAACGACAAGUUCGGCAUCGUCGAGGGUCUCAUGACCACUGUCCACGCCACGACCGCGACGCAGAAGACCGUCGACGGCCCCUCGGCCAAGGACUGGCGCGGUGGCCGCGCUGCGGCUGCCAACAUCAUCCCCUCGUCGACCGGUGCCGCCAAGGCCGUCGGCAAGGUCAUCCCCGAGCUCAACGGCAAGCUCACCGGCAUGGCCUUCCGCGUCCCCACCACCGACGUCUCGGUUGUCGACCUCACCGUCCGCCUCGAGAAGGGCGCUUCGUACGACCAGAUCAAGCAGACCAUCCGCGAGGCCGCCAACGGUGAGCUCAAGGGCAUCCUCGAGUACACCGAGGACGCGCUCGUCUCGACCGACUUUGUCGGCCACACCGCCUCGUCCAUCUUUGACGCGUCGGCCGGUAUCGCCCUCAACGACAACUUUGUCAAGCUCGUGUCGUGGUACGACAACGAGUACGGGUACAGCAGGCGUGUCGUGGACUUGCUCGUCUUCGUAGCAAAGCAGGACGCCGCCGGUGGCAAGCUCUAA